Cricetulus griseus (Chinese hamster) is the source of this 1272-nucleotide messenger RNA. The record is from RefSeq and is a predicted model, not a curated record. Lineage: Eukaryota; Metazoa; Chordata; Mammalia; Rodentia; Cricetidae.
GGUCUUCUGGCUUCAACCCAGGGACCUCUUCUGCUUCAUUGAGUCCAUCUGCCAGCCGCCUUCCUCUUUUGUGACUUGGGGUCACAGCACAAAGCACGGAGCAUCACAGUCAGAGAGAACUCAAUGUCUAAGAGAGGAGAGUGGCCCGUGGAUUAGCUGGAAGACCUUGAGGCAGAGGUGCCCAAGGCCAUGGCUGAUGCCAUCACCUAUGCAGACCUGCGCUUUGUGAAAGUGCCCUUGAAGAACAGCAUCUCUAACCACUUAGGACAGGACUGUGAGGCCUAUGAGGAUGGAGAACUCACCUAUGAGAAUGUGCAAGUGUCUCCGGUCCCAGGAGGACCAUCAGGCUUGUCUUCCCCUGCACGAGUGGACAAAGCAGGCGUCAGGUCAGAGCAGCCAACUGCGUCAUGGAGCUCCGUGAAGUCGCCGGCUGGAGGGCGGAUUCCCCGUUGUCCCACAGUCGGCUUGCAAUACUUCUUGCUGGGCCUUCUCCUGGCCUGUCUGAUGUUAGGGGUGGCUGCCAUCUGCCUGGGAGUUCGCUAUCUGCAGGUGUCUCAGCAAUUCCGGCAGGUAACCAGGAUUUUGGAAGCCACCAACAGCACCUUGUGGCAGCAGCUCAGGCAGAAGACAGCUCAGCUGGGGCAGAAGGAGGUGGAUCUGCAGGAGUCCCAGACAAAGCUGACCCUGAGUCAGAGCACUUUACAGGAGAAGCAGAAAAUCCAUGAAGCCACUGAGCAGCAACUACAAGCCUGUCAGUCUGAGGGACAGAGGACCAAGGAGAAUUUGGAAAGGGAGGAGCAGAGGAGGAGGGACUUGAACCAGAGGCUGAUCAAAGUUCAGGACACACUGAGGAGCCGCCUCUCUUGUUCUUCAGACACCUGCUGUCCGCUGGGAUGGACACGAGAACAGGGAAGAUGCUUCUAUAUCUCAAGCACUCUCAGAAGUUUUGAGGAGAGCCGAAAAUACUGCAUAUCUCUGUCUUCCCAACUGGCAACAUUAUGGACACUUGAUAAGUAUUCUUACUCAAGCUACUCCCAUUGGGUUUCUCUGCCCAGCAGCUUAAAGAAGUUGCUAAAUGAUGCAAAGUCAUAUUGGAUCCAGCAGACUGAAGAACACUAUCAGCGAGAUGAGAUUUCGAGCCCAUACUGCAGAAAACUAGAAAAAUUUAAAGAGUCAUGGAUGAGUUUUUCAUCAUUUACGUGCACAGAGCUUUAUCCCUGCAUUUGUGAGUUGGAAGCUUUCCCGUUUCCUGGUGGAGAUCACCUGCACUGA